GACGACUUGUACCAAACAGGCUUCCGUACCUCAGAGGUUUGUUGUUAGCUCAUUAGCCGUUAGCAUAGGUCGUUAGCUUCUUUUGGCCAUGAGAUUGUGUUAGCCGUUAGCUUCUGUUAGCCUCGCCUCGUAAAUAUCGUGUGUGUAGGCCGGUAGUUUAUCUUAGCAAUUAGAUUCAGUUAGCAUCUUUGAGCUGCGAGCUUCAUUUAGCAUAUAGCUGCUAGUAGCUUCUGUUAGCACAACACGAGGAUAGAAGAGCACCGGGAGCACGUGACUCUGUAUCAACACCGAGCUGGAGAUGUCUCCCAGGCCGCUGAUGAAGAGGCUGAUGAAGGCCGUGGUCGCUGUGGAGCUGCUGGGACUCUGUGGGGCUUAUGGUCUGUUUCACAAGAUGAACGACAGCAGAGACUUCAGGAACACGGUGAACAGACGGUUUCCCUCGGUUCUGGAAGUUUACUACCAGUCCAACGAGUGGGCGGGGGUGAACGGGAUCCGAGAGAGAGACCAGGAGGCCUGGUCGGCCAAACAGGACUGAACCCCCCCCCCCGCCCCCCCCUCUCUAUGAAGUCCUCCUCUCCGGUCACUUCUUCCUCUUCCUGUUCCCGAACGUCUUUCCUCCGGUCCUGGCCCGGCCGGCCGUCGUGGUCCGGUUCUUGUUGAACACGGUCUUCUUCUUGCGGAGCGUCUGGGCGUCUCGCCCGUGGAUCCAGUCGUCACGCUGAGACUCCCACUUCAGCUGCUUCACACCUGCAGGGACCGGGUGUGAGAGGAGAUGUCAACACAACCUCAUCACAAACUGAACAACUCGACCCACAACAAGCUGCUAACGUCCAUUUAAUAAAGAUAAUAACUGUUUGAAUUCAAGUGUAAAUGUGCAUUUACAGUCUCGGCACACUUUAAGUCCACAUUUAUAAUUAUUCAAAUUGAUGUUGCAGGAUUUUACUGAUUAAUAUAAUCUAAAGAAAGUUGAUUAAAGCAUCAAUGUUGGACAUUAAGUAAAAUAUGAAUAUGUUGUUUUGAUGUAAGCUGCACAUCUUGAGUUUGACAGGAUGUGGUUGAUUUUCUCUGUGGAGAAGUUAUUAAAAUCAGCUGGUGUCCAGCAAACUGAAGACAA
Messenger RNA from Pleuronectes platessa (European plaice), 1114 nucleotides. Its product is annotated as protein CEBPZOS. Lineage: Eukaryota; Metazoa; Chordata; Actinopteri; Pleuronectiformes; Pleuronectidae. The record is from RefSeq and is a predicted model, not a curated record. Bases 299 to 535 code for a protein of 78 amino acids. The transcript has 4 exons.